AUGAGUGAAAACGAUAAAAAAAUUAUUGACCAAGAAACUGUGCGUAUCAAACAACUUUUAAAAGAUCAAGAAGAUGAAAUCAAUACUGAAAAGAAAAAAUAUGAUCAAUUACUUGAAAUGUUUUCUAAUGUAAAGAAGAAUGUAGCUGAUACUGUGAAAGAAUCUCUACCUGAAAUCUUAAAUGAAGCACUCAAAAGUACUAAUCUUGGUGAUGAUAUAAAAAAAUUAAUAACUGAUAAAUCAGGAGAAAUGAUCGAAAAAUUAAGUGAAAAAAUUAAGGGUGUGGGUGUUGAGGAAGAAAAAAAUAAAUUACAAAGUAUUCAAAGAAAACCUAAACCUUCAAAAUAG
Scutellospora calospora is the source of this 348-nucleotide messenger RNA. The record is from the annotation of a GenBank genome assembly. Lineage: Eukaryota; Fungi; Glomeromycota; Glomeromycetes; Diversisporales; Gigasporaceae.